AUGGAUGAUAAGUUGAAAACUUUAGUUGCAUUUCGCAAUAUAUUGCAAUUCAGUAUUAUUUUACGUAGGAGUUUUGUCUGCAUUAUUAAUGAAGACCAACAGAAUAUUGAUCAAACUCUAUUGCUUAAAAAUAGCGAGAUAAUUGAGACUAGAAUUGGUGAAGAUUAUGAAGGUAUUGAUAUUGAAAUAUUAGAUAAAUUCGAAAUUAUACCUCCUGUACACAGACAAAGAAUUAAAAUUAGUAUUAUCAGCAACGUUGAAGAUUUGGAAUCGAAGGAUCAGAUAAAUUUAGUUAGAUAUCUGAGAGCCCCAGGUUUGAAUCAUAUUUUCAUAGGCUUACUGUAUUUUGAUUGCACGAAUGCAAGGACUAAGGAAACAAUUGCCACACAAGAUUGGCUAAGAAACUCGAUUUGGAUGUCUUGUGUUAUUAAAGACAUGAAACAUAUUGAAAUGUACGAUGAACUCCUGAGCUCGGGAAAUAAUGAUACAAGAUAUGCCAAGAUUAAUCUUGCGCAACAAAGAUUGCUCGAUGAUAUUCAUGUUGAUCCUAGAGUUAAAAGGUACGUAUUAGACGUUAUAGUUCAUUUGAGAAUGCAUACAUUAUCAUACAAGCAAAAGGGAGGCGGUAUCCAUCCUAGGUCGCUAGAAGAUGUAAUAUUACUAUCAAAAGUUAUCCGUUUAUCUCAAUUUGCAGCAGUAGAACUUAAGACUUCAACUAACGAUCCUGAUGUAAAAAAAAAGACCCCAACACUAUAUAUAAUGUCAGAACAUAUUAGACUAGCCGCUUUAAUGUAUUUUCCAUUCCAUUUAAUAUUAAUUCGGGAUUCGUCAAUGGAUGUUAGCGUCUCUUACGGUAGUAAUAAAGAAUUGAUCGAUGACUUCAUCGAAAAAUUGCAUACGAUAAAUGAUGCUGUUGAUAGACAGAAUCCUUUGUUAAUUCAAGAAAUCGUAAUUAGAGAUGUCCUACGAAAAGUAAUCCCACCUAUUUGA
Messenger RNA from Tetrapisispora phaffii CBS 4417, 990 nucleotides. It is a transcript of the gene MTC2, whose product is annotated as Mtc2p. The transcript has a single exon. The coding region runs from base 1 to 990 and encodes 329 amino acids. Lineage: Eukaryota; Fungi; Ascomycota; Saccharomycetes; Saccharomycetales; Saccharomycetaceae. The record is from RefSeq and is a predicted model, not a curated record.